ACAUAUCAGUCCGCCUCGGGAGGUUCACUUUUACACUAAGACACGGUGUGGCGUACUCUACAUUGUUAGAUGUUAAGUUGCCCGUGGUUUUGGCAGAAUUCUACGCGCAACGUUUCGUCAGGGCAGAGUGGAAGUCCCCUAUGCUGCUCUGACGCAAGGCAUGAAAGAGUGAUUCAAAGCAAACGCCGGAGCCAGUUCGCAAACCCGUUGUGUGCUUACUGCGUGUGGAGGUUAAGGCGGGUAGCAAUAAUCUUCCUAUCCAUUUCACUUGACGCUCUGGUGGAAAAGUGGAACUCGAAAGGGAGUGCAAAGGAUCAAAAGUCGGCGUACUCGUUGGACCUUUUCGCCGCACUGACUGGACUACCACGUUAUCUCUUGGCCCACAGCGCUGGCCUAAAUUGAACAGCAUAUGGCAGCCCACCUGACUGAAGGAAGGAGGAUCUUGACCGAGAAGGACGAACGGCGCGUCUUCAGGAACGGCACGUGUUUCCACCAGCGUCUCUACGCGGCGACGUGUUCCGAGUCCUCUACAUAAUGUCCCGCGAGCGUGAGCCCCGUCACCGCACGGCUGGAUCGUCAGCGUCCGUGCGUGCUCCACGCGGUGCCUGCAAUGGAGAGAAGCGUCUGGAGUGUCCAGUGUGCGAGAAGCAGUUCGCCUUUAGAAGUCAACUAGAAACGCACCUUCGGACCCACACCGAGGAGAAGCCCUUCGAAUGCACAGUUUGCAGGAAGAGCUUCACUCAAAGUGGAAAUCUCAGAAGGCAUCUUCGGACCCACACCGGGGAGAAGCCUUUCGAGUGCGCAGUUUGCAGGCAGAAGUUCAGUCGAAGUGGUAGUCUCAGAGCACACCUUCGCACCCACACCGGGGAGAAGCCUUUUGAGUGCACAGUUUGCAACAUGAAGUUCACUGAAAGUGGAAGUCUCAGAACGCAUCUUCGAAUCCACACCGGGGAGAAGCCUUUCGAGUGCACAGUUUGCCAGAAAAAGUUCACUCGAAGUGGAGAUCUUAGAAACCACCUUCGCACCCACACCGGGGAGAAGCCUUUCGAGUGCACAGUUUGCAAGAAGAAGUUCAAUGAAAGUAGUAAUCUGAGAAAGCACCUGCGCACCCACACCCGGGAGAAGCCUUCCGAGUGCACAGUUUGCAAGAAGAAGUUCACAAAAAGUUGUUAUCUGAGAACGCACCUUCGCACCCACACCGGGGAGAAGCCUUUCGAGUGCAAAGUUUGCAAUAAGAAGUUCGCUCGAAGUGGACACCUUAGCGAACACGUCCGCAUCCACACUGGGAAGAAGCGUUUCGAGUGCACCGUUUGCAAAAAGAAGUUUGUUCAAAGUGGACAGCUUCGAAGGCACCUUCUGACGCACACCAAGGAUACGCAUCGUGAGUGAAUGAUUUCAACGACCUGAAUUUUAAUAACAUUUUUCAUACGGCGCAUCAUUAUUUAUGCUAGUUUAUCGAAUCAACUCUGUUUAAAAGAACGUUGGAAGUGCACUGUAGCCAUGUAUUUAAUCAUUUCUGUUGGAAAGAACGUGGGAACUGCUCUGUAGUUAUUAUGGUCAGAAUUCCUGCGGCUCUUUUAUGUUCUUCGUACGGGUGUAACUAGGGCUAUCCGACCAAUACUCUCUGUUUACAUGAAGCCCAAGCUUGUUUAUGGUCCUUGUGAGAACGCCCAAUCGUUCCGUGCAAUUUCACUGAUUGAAUGUAUUGACAUUUCCCAAAAGCAUGUGUUAUCUAAAAUUUGCUUGUGACCUUUUGGAAAAAUGCUUUAGUUCUUAGAUUUUAGGUUCACUUUCAAGUCGAUUGUGCUAUUCGAGAGUCCUGCUUAACUUCGAACUUGUCAUCAUGUCUCAAGAAGAGAAGCGGUUGGUGGAGGUUAAGCUUCUGUUUCAACAUUGCUGGGACAAACGGAUAAAUUAGGUUUUUUUAAGGGCGUGAUGAAUCUCUCAAUGUUUUGUUGUGAAUUGUUUCGCAUUGAAACAUUGUUUUGAAACCAUUAAACUUGAUUCGUAUUUUGAA
Thrips palmi is the source of this 2017-nucleotide messenger RNA. Its product is annotated as gastrula zinc finger protein XlCGF8.2DB-like. Gene Ontology annotation, cellular component: nucleus. Gene Ontology annotation, biological process: regulation of transcription by RNA polymerase II. Lineage: Eukaryota; Metazoa; Arthropoda; Insecta; Thysanoptera; Thripidae. The record is from RefSeq and is a predicted model, not a curated record. The coding region runs from base 535 to 1389 and encodes 284 amino acids. Gene Ontology annotation, molecular function: RNA polymerase II cis-regulatory region sequence-specific DNA binding; DNA-binding transcription activator activity, RNA polymerase II-specific. The transcript has 6 exons.